GAGCGGCGCCGCCCGCCAUGGCGCUCUCGGAGGAGGCGCUGAGGCAGCAGCUGGGCAAGAAGAAGAAGCCUUUGAAAUGAGACAUUUUCUUCUGACUACUUCUUCUUCCCCCUUCCUAGUAUAAGUUCAGAGACCUGACCAUAGAAGAAUUAAAGAAUGUUAACAAGACCUACCCAAACUUCACGUUCUCCAUGAGCACAUACACCUUCAAGGAUGGAUCCCAGAAGGACCUCCUGAAUUUUAGUGGUACUAUUCCAGUGAAAUAUGGUAAUUCCUAUAACAUACCUAUUCAGCUGUGGAUUCUGGAUUCUCAUCCCUUUGCUCCACCCAUUUGCUUUUUGAAGCCGACUAUGAACAUGGGCAUUUCAGUGGGAAAGCAUGUUGAUGCUCAUGGCAGGAUUUAUUUGCCAUACCUGCAGAACUGGAGCCAUCCUAAAUCAACUGUUAUUGGACUAAUCAAGGAAAUGAUAGCAAAAUUUGAGGAAGAGCUUCCUUUGUAUUCACUGUCAUCUUCUGAUGCAGCCAGGCGAUCAGAACUUCUCUCCUACAUUGCAAAGAUUACUGAAGGAGAGACUGAUAUGAAAUCCAAGAAUAAAAAUGAUGGAGGCAAAAAUGAAGGAUGUUUUAACAAAAUUACUGUUGUUGGAGCUGGAGAUCUUGGCAUUGCAUGUGUGCUAACCGUUGCAGCAAAGGGUGCUGCAGACAAGGUGAUUCUUUUGGAUCUUUCUGAAGGCGCAGCAAAAGGAGGGACCAUGGACUUGGAGAUCUUUGCUCUGCCAAAUGUGGAGAUCAGCAAAGAUUUUUCUGCUUCAGCUGAUUCAAAAGUUGUUGUACUUACGGCUAAUUAUUUGGGUAACGCUCAGACUUAUCUUGAUGUCAUACAAAACAACGUGGAUUUGUUCAGAGGAAUUAUCCCAGCAAUAUCACACUACAGUCAGAACGCUGUUCUUCUUGUUGCUUCUCAUCCAGUUGAGAUAAUGACAUAUGUGUCAUGGAAGCUGAGUGCGUUUCCCAAAAGCAGAGUCAUUGGAGUAGGUGCCAACCUAGAUACCGAGAGAUUUCAGUAUAUACUGGCAAAUCUUCUAAAAGCACAGUUGCUGGCAAAAGAUGCUUGGAUUAUCGGUGAACAGGGUGAAGACAAAGUACCAUCGUGGACCAGUUGUAGUUCAGUUGCAAAUAAAAGGGAAGGAAUGGCUGAUCGUAACUCAAGGGAAAAGGUGGCUAACAGAGCUAUGGAAGUUCUAAAGGGAAGAGGUCAGAGAUCGUGGUCUGUUGGGCUCUCGGUUGCUGAUUUGACUGACAGUAUACUGAAAGAUAAAAGAAAGGUUCAUUCUGUAUCCACUCUGGCAAAGGGAUAUUGCAAUAUAAACAGCGAAGUAUUCUUAAGUCUACCAUGUAUUCUUGGAACCAAUGGAGUGACUGAAAUGGUCAAACUAGAAGAAGAUCCACUGGUGCAAGAGAAACUGCAAAGCAGUGCAGGAUCAAUUCACGAUCUUCAGCAGCAGCUGAAGCUCUAGAAUCAUACAAUCAUACAAUCACUAGGUUGGAAAGGACCUACUGGAUCAUCGAGUCCAACCAUUCCUAUCAAUCCCUAAACCAUGCCCCUGAGCACCGCAUCCACUCAUCCCUUAAACCCCUCCAGGGAAGGUGACUGAACCUCCUCCCUGGGCAGCCUCUGCCAGGGCCCAGUGACCCUUUCUGUGAAAAAUUUUCUCCUGAUGUCCAGCCUGAACCUCCCCUGGAAGAGCUUGAGGCCAUUCCCCCUUGUCCCGUCCCCUGUCACAGUAUGAUCUUUACUGUUGUACCUACCAGUGGCUUAUUAGUGAUGGAGAGAAGGGAGUUAAACCAAGGGAAAAAUAAAUUGGCUAAUCAAAUGCAGAUUCCACAGGUUGGCUCUCCAUGCAUGGCUUGUGGCUUAGCAACUCUGUCUGUCCACUGAAGUUAGAGGCUUCUGUGCUGAAUAACAUCUUCUAAUACAGCAGGUUAGAAGACCAGACUUUCUUACAGCACUGAGUGUUUCAUAAUGUUUGUUCGCUUCAGCUCAGAGUGAAGUGCAUGCCGAGUGCUGUGGAACUGAAGGAAUUCCUGCUUAAACCUCUCUAACAGAAGUAUCAUUUCUCCAAGUAUUUCACAAAAUGUAUCAUGACUUUUAGAGGCAUAAAUACUAACAGUUGUUUCAGUGGGCAUAACUUCACGCACAUGUGCAUCUGCAUUAGUGAUGGAAUAAAUAUAAAAGAAGGAUUUUUUUUUUUAGACUUUGUUAUAAGUUUGAGAAACAGUGUGAUGCAGACACUGAACGUUCCUGCCAUUCUGGAAGUGAGCUUUUGUCAGCUGGGAUUGCAUAGUAUGGUUGACAAUGAUUCUCUAUUCAUAAUUACUCUUUGGGCUUGAAGGGUUGGAACUAGAUGAUUUUUCAGGUCCCUUCCAACCCGAACUAUUCUAUGAUUCUACGAUUCUAUUUUUUUGUGAUGCAUAAAUCCAGGCAGGAGAAGUGGUUAUGUCUGUGCAAAAGCAGAGUAUCUAAAGAGCCAUCUUUUGUGUGUGCAUCGAGAAGUGUUGUCACUGGAGAUCUUGCUUCAGAAUUGCUUCAGAACUUGAAGGUAAGAUUGGUAUUUUGUGGAUGAACCUACCUCUGUGUGCUGCAUCUGAAAGGGAUACAAAAAAUUCUUUACUGCAGUCUAUCCAUCUACAUUUACAGCAGUGCACUGCAUAACAUGUAUAGAAUUAAUAUUCCAGCGUCGAGACGUGAACACAAGAUUUUGAUAAACAUUUCCCAUUCCCUCCGUUAAAUUGAUAAUGAGUUUGAAUUCUGAGGAAAUCAUGUAAGACAAUAUGUUGGCUCCACAAUGAUGUAAUUAUAGCUGUGUUAAACUAUUCCAACAACUCUAAGGUAGCACAAGGGAUGCCAGUGUCUGCUCACAGGAGUUGGAGAUUUCCUUAGUAUAUAUGGAGUUCUAUAAAAAGCAAGAAGGUUUUUUUACCUUCAAAAAGUGCUUUUUCAGUUUUGGGUUAGAAUAUUUAAUACUGCACUGCACAGUAAUUUCUUAAUUGGAAAGUGCUCUUUUGGUAGUCAACAUGAGGAGGGUAAGGUGCAAGAAUGUUUUACCUAAAACCAGGUGACUUUUGCCUGGGCUUUUUGUUGCUAAUCAUAGCCUGAUUCUUGUGUUAUUCUUUGCUCUUUGCACUUUAUUAGGACACAGUCUAGGAGAGGGGUUUGUCCAGCUCUGCAGAAACUCCAGUGUGUACAGACUCGUGGUUUGCAAGUGCUGCACUGGGGGCUUGUCUAGAACACGGCUGCACCCCAGCUCUUCAGGGCCCUGGGGGAUGCAGUUCCAUAGCUUGAUCUUUCAUGGCUGUCACAGAUGCUCUUAUGUUAGUGGGCUCCUGCGUCUUACUAAGGUGGGGAAAAAGCUAAAAGCAUGGCAUAAGCAGUAUCCUUCAAACCUGAAGUGUUGGAUAUGAAUUUCUGUUGUAUGUUUACUGAUGUCUGAGACUUAAUGGUCAUGACUCGUUUGCUCUUAUUUUGUAAGGAUGUUCAGAGCGCCAAAGCAUCUGCAGCUCUCUGUACGUACACACAACACUCAGCCUGUGCAGCUUCAGAACAGGCAUAUGUCCUGAAAGGGAGGACAGGGGGCAUGGGUUUCAAAUAAAGAAUGAAAUCUGUCAGUGAACCUAAUGCAGAUGUAUCUGUGAGUUCAGGCCUUGAUUCAAAGCCAGCUGAUGUCAGUAAGCUUUACAUCAACCUUAAGAGAGUACACCUAAUUGAGGAGGCAACAGAACCUGUAACCUGAUGUGGGGGAAGCCAAGGGUGUGGUGAAAAAGCAGAGUGUGGAUUUCUAGAUGAAUCAAAAAGCAGAUGUUUUUAAGGUGAAGGUGUUUUUACUAUUUUAAACUCUUGAUGCACUGCACUGGUAAGAGGCUGUUCAUCCUGGUUAUACCUCCGCAUCACAAUGCAGGCAGAGAUGUUGGCUCCACUCCUGCCUGCAGCAUGAGAAUGUAAUUCCAUGUUUAUGUUUGGAGAUGUGACUGCUUCAAUAUCAAUGAAGCUUUUUAAGCAGAAGUGGGAAUGCGUCAGAAUGAAUGAUCUAUUCCUUUGUGCCUUCCAGUUAUAUCUCAUGAAGACCCAGACUCGUAAGGAAUUCUGGGUUUGUAUUAAUCUCAGAAUUAAAA
Cuculus canorus (common cuckoo) is the source of this 4170-nucleotide messenger RNA. It is a transcript of the gene UEVLD, whose product is annotated as UEV and lactate/malate dehyrogenase domains. NCBI's taxonomy places the organism in Eukaryota, Metazoa, Chordata, Aves, Cuculiformes, Cuculidae. Gene Ontology annotation, cellular component: ESCRT I complex. Gene Ontology annotation, biological process: protein modification process; endosome to lysosome transport; protein transport. Bases 192 to 1517 code for a protein of 441 amino acids. The record is from RefSeq and is a predicted model, not a curated record. Gene Ontology annotation, molecular function: oxidoreductase activity, acting on the CH-OH group of donors, NAD or NADP as acceptor; ubiquitin binding. The transcript has 12 exons.